UGUCAAGGCAAGUGUGCUCAUUAGGUUUUACAGCGACGGUGAAUUAUGACAGUCCAGUCACCUCGGAGAUUCCAAUGUUUGUGGAAGACGAAAACGUUUUGAGAUCUACAAUACAACAAUAACGAACUCGUUAUUUUAGGACGGCGAAGAAAUUGGCAGUUUGAUGCGAGAAAGCAAUCGAUGACUGCAAAAUGAAUAAACUGGAGUUUCUUCGUCGAAAACGCCACGACACACUGUUCAAUGAUGAUGGACUAAUCAACAUAGAAAACACCGACAUUCCAGACCGGUUCAUCAAAUACCUGAUCGACAUAUUCACAACUCUAAUAGACAUUGAAUGGCGCUGGAAUUUGUUAAUAUUUUUCAGUGGAUUCGUUCUCACGUGGCUGGUGUUUGCCGUCUAUUUCUUUCUUCUUUGUUAUUUGCAUGGGGAUUUGAAUGAGACUGUAAAAUCCGAUUGGACCCCCUGUGCGGAAAACGUCCAAUCAUUUUCCGCUGCUGUCUUGUUUUCCAUUGAAACAAUGUCAACGAUUGGCUACGGAUAUCGUUACGUCACUGAAUCUUGCCCCGGCGCGUACAUCGGAGUUUUGGUACAGUCAGUGAUAGGCGCCGCCCUUCAGUUCGCACUUGCUGGUCUGGUUGUUGCCAAAAUAAGAAGGGCAAAGAAACGGUCUAUUACAGUGAUAUUUAGUCAAUAUGCCUGCGUAACGAAAGAAGACCUGAAUUUGAGGCUGGUGAUAAGGGUUGGUGACAUACGAAAGUCUGACGUCAUUGGAGCUCAUGCAAGAGGUUUUCUCAUCCGUAAGGCGUUUUCCAAAAGAGGUGAACCGAUUCCAGUACAGUAUUUCAGCGUGGACUUUCAGUCUGAGGGUGGAGGGAACAUACUCUUUCUACCGUGGCCUACUUACAUCAUCCACGUGAUAAACGACCAGUCGCCUCUGUACAUGUUUUCGAAAGACGACAUAGAACACGAAAACUUUGAAUUGGUGGUGAUUCUGGAAGGCGUGGCUUCUACGCUGGGUAAGACUUUUCAGGCGCGAAAAUCCUAUCACCCAUAUGAAAUAAAAUGGGGUCACCGUCUUUCGCCCCUCGACGUGACAACAGACAGCCAGGAGCGACAUAUUGUUGACUACGAAUACUUUAACGAUACGUUUCCCGUGGAUACUCCAGAGUGUAGUGCGCAGGAGCUGGAAGGCAAAGGUGAAGGAUCCUCGAGGAGUAGCUCUCCUAAACCGUCCAGCAACCGAAGACGGAGCUCGUGCUUUGAACAGCUCAGUAUUUUUCGCCAUCGCAGGAGCAUCACAGACACGGGUCUUGGUGCUGACUUUGAAGAUGAUGAUGAUGAGAAUGAUGAUGAUGAUGGUGUGCAUUCGGAACCAAGUGUUGCUUCCGAAAAGUAGAACUUUAUUAAAAGCUCUGUUAAGCAGCCACACGAGAGACUAUUAAAGGGCGAACAUUAAUACAGGUGCCUGUUUAAUACGUGGGGUGACUGAAAAGUUCUUGGCCUAACUACGACAGAGUUGUCCUAUUGGUACACCUACCUGUUACUAUUCAAGGUUACUUUUCAACCAAACUGUGCCUGUUUAAUACAGGUCAUUUAGUAUAAGGGGUGACUGAAACGUUAUCGGCUUAAAUAAUACGGAGUUACAUGUCCAAUCUACUUGUUACUUGUCAAGAUAAAUCCUUUGGAGAUCUAUUCACUAUAGUCAGGUGCUGCAAUGACUGGAUCCCUCCGAUGAAGAAGGAUUCUUCUUACAGGCAUUAAAACCCCCAUCUCAACAACAUAACUGACAUUAUUAUCAGUUAUUUAAUGCCUGCCAGCUAACUCGGGUUCCAGGUUAGGAAACAAAUGGAAGUCAGACAGUGCUACACAUGGGGAAUACGGAUUAUAAAUCGGAAGUUACAGUCAUGCAACUUGGAGCCGUAACGAGCACCAAUAUGUAAGCAGGUGCACUGUCCUGGUGGCACAGCAACCUUUCCUGAAAUCUUCAUCAUAAUCAGGACAUUCGUCGGGGUGUUUUGAAUUCUUUCUUGCGAGAUGCAUACGUCACUGGCCAUGCACCAUUUGGACUGGCAUAAUCAUGCAUACGGUUCCUUCCUUGUUCGGACGAGAAGUUUUCAAUCGUACAUGAUUUGGCAGAACUAUUAAAAUGAUCUUCUACCACAAGUGACUGCUUAAUAGAGAUGGCUGGUUUAGCAUGUUUUAUGUUAUAAAUAAAUAUAUAUAUAUAUAUAUAUAUAUAUAUAUAUAUAUAUAUAUAUAUGAUUACAUCAUGUCAAUACAUCAUAAUACUGUGAUAUUUUAAGUGUCGAACAAUUCCAGAGGGUGCUGGCUUCACUCCACGUGGAACAGUUAUUUGUGGAAAUGAAGUGUAUGUAGCCGUCCUAAUGACACCCAGAUUAGAAUAAGUCUAAAUUGUCUUUGCCUGAUGGACGUAUCGGUAAUUUGCUACCAUCAGAUAGAAACCACAAAUAAUAUAUGGAAUGGUCUUUGUUCACUUACGUCUCAACUAGGUAAACGAUUUAAAGCUUAAUAAACGACAUCCCUCAAUAAAUCGGAGAUAAUUUUAUUUGUAAAACACUAAAAGAAAAAAACCUGAUUUUAAAACAAAAAUAAAUAAAUAAAUAAAACCAUUCUAAAAACUGUAUGGUCAUAUAUCCGUCCAUUCGUGUGUAUUUGAAUGUCAUGUCCAUUCAGGCUAUAAUAAAAGUGGUUAGAAAUUCA
Molecule: messenger RNA, 2722 nt
Organism: Gigantopelta aegis
Lineage: Eukaryota; Metazoa; Mollusca; Gastropoda; Neomphalida; Peltospiridae
Product: ATP-sensitive inward rectifier potassium channel 12-like
Exons: 2
Coding region: 192-1397 (401 amino acids)
Biological process (GO): potassium ion import across plasma membrane; regulation of monoatomic ion transmembrane transport
Cellular component (GO): plasma membrane
Molecular function (GO): inward rectifier potassium channel activity
Source: RefSeq, a predicted model, not a curated record